Aspergillus homomorphus CBS 101889 is the source of this 1814-nucleotide messenger RNA. RefSeq lists its product as uncharacterized. The record is from RefSeq and is a predicted model, not a curated record. The transcript has 5 exons. NCBI's taxonomy places the organism in Eukaryota, Fungi, Ascomycota, Eurotiomycetes, Eurotiales, Aspergillaceae. The coding region runs from base 1 to 1707 and encodes 568 amino acids.
AUGUCAAACCUGUCCCUUUCCGACUCCGAACUUUCGUCGCUAUCCUCGGCGCCCCCUUCAGAUGAAGAGACGGGAUCCAUGGCUGUCGACGAGCCUGUGGGCAUUACCAAGUACUUCAAGAAGGAGAAGUCCGAAUCUCCGCCGCCGAAGCGGGAGCCCUCACCACCUCAUGAAUAUGUGCUAGCAGACAAUCCAGAUAUUGCAUUCAUUGUAAUGUUCCGCGCGCGUUUCCACGAUGUAUUCCCGCGAUCGACACCACACCUUGGACCACAGGAUAUCGAAAGAGGCGUCGCCGAGAGCACCCCCGGCGAUCAUAUCGAGCGAUUGCUGUGCGCGUUGCUCGGUUUGGUGUUGAACAGGAAGAAGGAUGUGGAUCGCAGCCAUUACACGCGUCCCCUCGAGGAGGCGAUCCAAACGCAUGCCUCCCAAUGGCCGAGGGCUUGGCAAGGCAAAAACCCUCUGCACGGGGGCAACAACUUCACAACCAUGAAACCGGAAGAACGCUUGCAAUUACUCAAGUCGCUGAUCCUCUGGUCCCUUUCCUCCUCCGAAGCCGUUCAAGCCAAGAUCAAAGAGUCCUACAAGCAAGCACGUCACGAGGACGACCUCAAUCAACCGCUCUCCGUUCAGCCAUGGGGUCGCGAUGGCUUGAAGCGUCGAUACUGGCUUAUCGAAGGUCUGGAUGACACGCACUUCAGAUUGUACCGCGAGAGCAAUCCGGCAUUGAAGACCAAUACGUGGUGGAGCGUGGCGGGGAGCAUUCCCGAGCUGAAGGUCAUCGCAGACAAGCUCGAUGAGGAGAAGAGCAUCCACUCCAAGAAGCUGAGCGAGAAGAUUCGAAACUCGAUCCCCCGAUUCGAAGGAUCCGAGGAGAAACGCAAACGUCGCGACUACCGGAUCGCGCGGAAAGCACAAUUCGCUCGGCCCGAGCCAGGGUUCUCUCUCUACGAAGGCCGAACGCGUGGGAAGAAGUUGAAAUACACCUACUCCGACGACGAAGACAUCUUCUCCGAUGGUCUUCCAUCGACGCGGCGCUCUACUCGAAACACAUCAGGGGUAUCUACCCCUGUUGACGUGGCAGGACCUCGAUACACAGCCAGUGGCCGACAAAUACGAUCUCGAGCCGGCGGUCUCUACGGCGAGACUUUGCUCGCUGGACAACGUGACGAUGUCCAGGCCGGCGACGAGGGCCGGCCCACCAGAUCGCGGGCCACCCGGGCCAAUGGGUACACCGAUUACAAUUUGGAUGAUGAGAUGGCUGAAGGCUCGGAUGGAGCGCACUCAAGCGGCAACGAAUGGCAAGGUGGUGAGGAGGAGGAGGACAAUGAUUUCGAGGGCGACGACGAAGAGGAAGUGAGCGGCGAUGAAGAAAUCGUGAACGGCGAGCCACCCAGCUUGGUGGUGCAGCUCAGAUACAACAAAGAUAAAAGCAAGGAGACGAGUGGCUCGCAAGACACUGCUGAUGUACCAUCGGACGAGCAUCCCGCGGGCAAGUCUUCCAACGACCCCGGGAACCCACCGCAUACCCAACCACCACCUGAAGAGACCCAGCAAAAUGAUACAAAAUCGGAGCCUCAGCCAGAAGAAAAUGUGAAGGUCACUGCGCCCGGCAUGUCUGGCCUUUCGGAGCAGAACAGCACUGGAUCCCACCCCGAUACCCUUGCGCCUCAAGUCCCAGUGCAGGCCACGAGCGAAAGUGUGCAAUAAAGAAGUUGUCACGAGGCUAUCCUUCGCAGAUAAACCAUCUGUUUCUCUCUAGUGGUAACAUUUACUUCUGAAGGCGGAUUUCUUCUAUCAAAUGCCAAAUGUACGAG